Bufo gargarizans (Asiatic toad) is the source of this 4669-nucleotide messenger RNA. Its product is annotated as alpha-2-macroglobulin-like. Gene Ontology annotation, cellular component: extracellular region. Gene Ontology annotation, molecular function: endopeptidase inhibitor activity. The transcript has 37 exons. Lineage: Eukaryota; Metazoa; Chordata; Amphibia; Anura; Bufonidae. The record is from RefSeq and is a predicted model, not a curated record. Bases 77 to 4528 code for a protein of 1483 amino acids.
GGCUCCUCCUUCAUCUCUCAUUAUUAUAAAAGACACAACAUUUUGGAGACUCAGUGGAGGUGACGUGUGAUCCAACAUGUGGCUUCUCUUGGUUCCCGCCUGCCUGGCAAUCUUCACCUCUUCCCUUACAUCAGCAUCAGAACCCCAUUAUGUGAUUACAGUUCCUGCAAACUUACAGCAGGGGACCGAGGAGAAAGCCUGUGUGACCUUCCUCGACCUGAAGGGAGAGGUUGACCUCAAAAUAGAGCUGAAGAAAGAUGACCAAAUUCAUACUAUAACUGAAUGUAAAAUAACCACCCAUGAUCAUUCAGAGUGCUAUUCCUUCCAGGUCCCAUUGAUAAAAGAGGAUGAUUCAGUCUGGCAGUUACAUGUAUCUGCACAUGGAGAACAUAUCAAUGUGGAUGAAAGCAAGAAAGUCGUUAUUGUAAAAAAAAGUGAUGUGUGCAUUGUUCAGACUGAUAAGUCCACUUACAAGCCAGGAGAUAUAGUGAAAUUCCGGUUGAUGUCUGUAAAUCAUGAAUUUCUACCCUUAAAUAAAAAGUAUCCUUUGGUUGAAAUUAGAGACACAAAUAGAAACCGCAUAGCUCAGUGGCUGGAUGUGUCUACAGAGCAAGGAUUCGCUGACUUCAGCUUCCAUCUGGCGCACGAACCAGAGUUUGGAGAGUACAAAAUUAAUAUACCUAAUGGCUGUGAAAAAUACUUUAAUGUAGAUAAAUAUGUGUUGAGGAGGUGGGAGUUAAAAAUCAAUGCCCCAUCUGAAGUAUCCCUGGCAGAUAAGUCAGUUCACCUGGAAGUUUGUGGCAGUUAUAUUUAUGGAAAGCCAGUAGAAGGCAAUAUUGACCUUUCAGUGUGUCUUGAACAUCUACCUGAUUUUGGUUACUGUAAAAUAGAAGAGGAAGAAAAGGAAGAAGAAAAAGAAGAUCAUCAUAAGUGCAUAAUAAUUAAGGAAGAGACUGAUAGCAAAGGAUGCGUCGUCAGAGAUAUCCAGCUUGAUACUUUGAAAUCGUCAUCAUCAUCCAUACAGUACAUCAGUUAUUUAGAUAUUGAUGCUGAACUGACAGAAGCCAGCACAGGUCAUAGCGAAAAAUUAUCACUUGACAUUUACCUCAACUCAGUACAUAAAAUGUUAAAGUUUUUGGAAUGUGAACAUGUUUACCAUAAAGAAUUUCCAUAUCAUGGCAAGGUUCAAUUCAUUGAGAACAAAAAACCCUUGGCCAAUGAAGCCAUAACCAUUAGUGCAUUAAAACUAGAAGACGGUUCUGAAAUCACAUCUCUACAUGUGGUGACUGAUUCAAAUGGAAUUGCACAGUUUUCAUUCAACACUUCCGAGUGGGAGCAUCUUGCUUUGCAUGCACAACUCACAUCUAAUGUUCCUGUGAAAGAUGAUGAUGAUGCAAUUUAUCCUUACCAACAUAUCCCCCAAGACUGGUUGUGGCUUUCAGCCUUCUAUUCUAAAAGUGACAGUAUGCUGUCUAUACAACACCAUCCAGAGGAAAUUUCAUGCCAUUCUGAGCAGUCAUUGACGGUGAACUAUGAAAUCCAUAGGAAAAACCUGGAGUCUAAUAGCGAUCAUCUGCACUUUUUCGAAAUUCUUUUAACCAAAAGUGGGAUCUUCUCUUACAAGGAACAUAAAGUAGAUAUUAAAGACCAAGAAAAUAUAAACCAACAUAUACAUGGUUCAUUCCCUGUUAAGUUCCAUGUUGAUGAUGAUUUCUUCCCUACAUUCAAUGUUUUUGUUUUCUCUAUUCUGCCCAAUGGAGAGACCUUUGCUGACACUACAACUUUCAAUGUUUCACCAUGUCCACAAAGCAAGGUAAAACUUAGCUUCUCUGAAGAACAAGUCCGACCUGGGGAACAUGUGAAUCUGGAAGUUACCGCAGUUGCUGGAUCCUUGUGCUCCGUGCGUUCUGUAGAUAAAGGAUACUUGCUGGAAAAACCUCAUGAUGACAGUUCACUAGUUACAGAAGUGACUGAAACAUUGAGGAAUGCUAUUCAAUACAAUCAAUACGCAUAUCUAUUAAGGGACCCUGAAGUACGCCAGUGCCCUGAGAAUACUACUAUGGAAGAAGAGUACAGAAUUGAUGUUUUCAGUUUAUUUGAAAAAAACCAUCUAAAGUGUUUUACCAACACUCAGAUGAAGGCACCACUGAAAUGCCUCACACGUGAUUUUGCUCAACGUUCCGCUACUCUAAAGAAAACUGAAAAGAAAGAUAAUGAGAAAGAGAUCCAGAGACGAUUUCCUAGAAGAUACUUUCCAGACACCUGGCUGUAUGAGUUGGUUCCUGUGGGCUCAGAUGGACACACUGUACUGAAUCUAACUACACCAGACAGUAUCACUAAGUGGGUGACUGAUGCUGUCUGCUUUGCAAAGUCUGGUGUUGCCAGUGUCAAGGAUGUUGAGCUUACCGCCUUCCAAACUUACUUCAUUGACCUGAUUGUCCCCUACUAUGUUAUACAAGGAGAGAAAUUUACCAUACAAGCUGUGGUCUACAGCUAUGCAAAGAAAUGUAUUCUGAUUGUCACCUCAUUGGCUGAUUCUGAAGACCUUAUAACAGUCAAAGAUAAGGAGCAGGCCAGAUGUGUCUGUGGGGGGCAUUCACACAGCUUCACCUGGGAUGUCUCAGCCAAAAAACCAAAGACACUAAAGAUUCAGGUUGACAGUGGCUCUCUAGAAGUGGAAGGUGAUUGUACCCAAGAUGCUCUUCUGAUAGGAAAGGACCACCGAAAGGACUCUGUGGAGAAAACCAUUGUGGUCAAGCCAAAAGGAUAUGAAGAGGAGAUUGCACAGACAUUCCUUAUUUUACCAUCAGACAAGCAAGAGGGAAUUGUUAUUAACAUCGAUACUCCAGAGAGACUAGUACCCGACUCUGAACGUGCCCACCUCAUAAUUCAGGGUGAUAUCAUGGCCAAUGUUGUUGCUAACUUGGACGAUGUCAUCCGGAUGCCUGAAGGAUGUGGAGAGCAGAACGGAGCAAAGAUGUUAAGAUUUGCGCACACACUGGACUAUCUCGAGAGCAUACAUGAACUAACACCUGAACAAAAAGCCAAGUCUCUAGAAUCUUUGGUUGAAGGUUAUCAAAAACAGCUCACAUUAAGGACUGAAAAUGGAUCCUAUGCAAUGUUUCCUGGGGACCAUGAAAAUAUAUGGCUAACGGCAUUCGUAAUCAAGUCUUUGAGUGCGGCUCAGAAGUACAUCUACAUAAAUGAAAACCACAUCCAACAGGCUGUGAAGUGGCUGCAUAGCAAGCAAUUGUCUGAUGGCUGCUUCAGAACCGACGAAAGUUACUUUAACAACUACAUAAAUGAAGAAGGACAUAUCAUGUUCACGACUUACGUCGCAAUCGCUCUUUUGGAACAUCACGUUGUGUACAAUGGAAGUAUUGUUGAAGAUGCCCUAAAGUGUCUCAAGAAUUCAAUAGCAAAUGUUACAACGGAGCACAACCUGGCAAUUCUGGCAUAUCUCUUCACCUUAUCAGGAGACAGUGAGCUGAGAGAUCAGAUGCUGAAGGCACUGCACGAGAAAGCUGCACAAGAAGGAACUAAUAAAAUAGGAGCACACAAGGAACAAUGCUACACAAACACUGAGACGGCCUCAUAUGUCAUUCUGGCCUUGCUUUCUGAAAAGACUGUCACCAUCAAGACUCUGGAGGAUUGUGUGGAUGGCAUCCGUUGUAUUUUGAAACAGCAAAAUCCAUGGGGUGGCUUCGGAUCUACUCAGGACACAACCAUAGCUCUUCAAGCUCUAGCUAAAUAUGCCAAAGCCAUCAACCACAAGAAAGGGGAUGCAACGGUGACAAUUCAUUCAGAGUCCGGCUUUAAAAAGAUAGUUCACAUAGACAAAAGCAACAGUCUUCUUGUACAAACAGUUGACCUUCCUGAAAUCCCUGGAAAAUAUACUGUUGGCGUUGAAGGCGAAGGCCUUGCCUAUGUGCAGUCACAUGUACAUUACUAUGCUCUGCCUGAGAAAAAAGGAAAAGAGCCCUUUUCUUUCAACGUAAGCACUGAGCCAUCUACUUGCACCCAUGCAUCUCAGAAAAGGUUUGAUGUACAUGUGGAUGUCAGUUAUUCAGGACAUCGAGAAAACACUAAUAUGGUAUUAAUUAUGCUACAGCAUGUGUCCGGAUAUGUUCCUGUUAAGGACAGUGUGAAAAAGCUGGAGAAAAAUGCUCUUGUGGAAAGGACAGAAAUAACAAAUCAGAACAUUUCCAUUUACCUGUCCAAGCUCACUCAUGAACCUGUAAGCCUUAACUUUGCUAUGGAACAAGAAGUUCAUGUGGAGCAUCUACAGCCCAGCGUUGCUGCAAUAUUGGAUUACUACGAUCCAGAUGAACAUUCUGUGGUCGAAUAUACUCCCCCUUGCGUUUCAGCCGUAGCUCACUGUGCCGUAUCUCCCGCUGAGAGAAACGAUUGUGGAUUCCCGGGUGUUACAAAGGAGCUAUGUGAACAGAGAGGCUGCUGCUAUGACCCCAGCAUCCCUGGGACCAAAUGGUGUUUCUUCCAAGUCUUUAGCAAGACAGAAGAGGACUAAUCAAGGACCAGCAAAUACACAUUAAAAAGGUUUCCUCUUCUCUAUGGAACUGACAAUGACAAGUAUUCAAAGAGAGUGACAAGUCAUAAAACUAUCAAAUUCUGUGCCUUGAAAAUAAAUAAAUGUGUCCUUCUAACAAAA